Ogataea polymorpha is the source of this 1347-nucleotide messenger RNA. RefSeq lists its product as uncharacterized. The transcript has a single exon. Bases 1 to 1347 code for a protein of 448 amino acids. Lineage: Eukaryota; Fungi; Ascomycota; Pichiomycetes; Pichiales; Pichiaceae. The record is from RefSeq and is a predicted model, not a curated record.
AUGAUCAGCCAUUUUGCCAGGCAAGCUCCUUUUGGGUAUCGUCACCUAGCGCUCAAGCGAGGGGCAUAUUCACGUAUAACGUCCCGCUUUGCAACUUCCGCAAGUGAAUCCGAAAUCAGCAUACGUGCAAUGCUUGAAGACAAUCGUCGCGCCAUCAAAACCCCAAAACUUUUUGAAUCACCUGAAAGAGUACAUGCGCGAGAGGUUCUCCUUGUCGAUUUACUUAUCAAUUCACAAUCAUGCAGAACAAACGACGAGUUGCAAGAGUGGGAGGAUUUCCGAGAUCAACUGCAAUGCGGUACCAAAGGAAUAUCUCCAAGUACAAAAUCUGUCGGGGUGCGACAUACAGGGAGUAAGAGAACGAACAUUUUGUCAAAAAUAGAUACAGAUGAGACCUAUAGAGCAUUUUCUGCGAGCAGUGUAUCAGAGAUAGAGACGACAAAAUGUCCCUUGGACCCCCAAACAAAUUUGUCGAAUGUAUUCGUGAAUCCCGAAGAGAGGAACAAGGCCUAUGGAUUAUUCAAACACGCAUGUCAAGGACAAGGACUUAUGGAUGAGAGCGUCAGGAGCCAUACGUUCAAUUUGUUCAUGUAUGCGGAACUUGCUCGGCUAGCAAGUGCUAAUCAUUUAUUCAUUAUUGAUAUACUCAUUUUGCUUGCCAAAAUACUCCACAGGUAUUCUAUUAAGUCCACAUAUGCAACUUUUAUGAUCGCGCUUCAUCAUAUGAGGUCAUCAAGUGCUCGUAGACUCUUGAUUGGACACAUUCAAAGGUCAAGAGUGAAUUUGGAUUCAGACUCAAUAGGGCUGAUAUUAGCCAAAGAGGAUCUGCUGGGCGGAAAAAUUAGACAUCAGCAUUUGCUCAAAAAUGCCAACAGAUUUGACGAGGGAAGCUCUAAUUUCAUUCUAGCAUUUCUGUUAGAUGUUAGCCCGAAUUUAGCUGUGAAAUAUUUCAACAACCGGUAUGUAUUUGGCACAGAGCGAUCCAAAUUGAAUAGUUCGACCGUUGAAGUUUUUGUGGAUUUCUUUGUUCCACGAAAGAGAUACAAGGAACUCUUCAAUGUCUUCUUUUUCAUUGAAAGGCAUCUAGGACUGAGCAUGAACUACUUUCUAUUGCAUACACUUUCGGGAAUGAUAAUGGAAUGGUCUUCGUUUCCCGGCCAGCUUAUCACAGAACCCUUAUUACUUUAUUAUCACUAUCUUCGGACCAAACGAGGCUUCAAAAUACCGAAAGCACUUGUUGCCAGGGUAAACGAGAGGUUGAAACCUGACGGGGGAUACGAUAAAACCCGUGCUUCUGAUCUUAUCAAGAUUGUGGCUCAAUCGAACUCUUACCGUUUGACAAUAUAG